AUGCUUCUAUUCGUGAAAUAUAAGCCUGUCGGAAUACAAGCCUUGAACUCGUCACCGUGCUCUGCUUCGCAACACCGGUGGUGGAGGCAAAAGGCUGGCAGCGGUGGAGGAAGUAAGAGGGGUGAAGAUGGCGGCUGGGUAAACUCCGAAUGGAUGGUGGUGGCUAGAGAGAAGACGGGGGAAUUCAAGAUGAUGUCCGGAAAUUACACAAGCAUUGAUAACCAGAAUGUUUCUGGAUCUGUUCCUGUAAAACUUCUUCUCCUCUUCUUCAAGUGCGUUUUCAUCACUUCGAUACUAGACCUGGACCCUAAUUUAUUCGUUGAUACAUUCUCAAAGGCAGUAUCUGGUUCAUCAGAAGCACAAAAGAGUAGUGGUUGGUUCAAGGUAUUCACAGUUGCUGCUUACCAGCCUUACUUUGAUGUUGACACAUCCGAUGUUUUAGAAAGAAUCAAAGAUUCCCUCUUGCCCUUUGGAGGAAGCUUCAAUGAAAAACCCGCUAGCAACCCAGACUUGUAA
This is a messenger RNA of Lactuca saligna, 516 nucleotides long. NCBI's taxonomy places the organism in Eukaryota, Viridiplantae, Streptophyta, Magnoliopsida, Asterales, Asteraceae. The record is from the annotation of a GenBank genome assembly.